Messenger RNA from Chara braunii, 3311 nucleotides. NCBI's taxonomy places the organism in Eukaryota, Viridiplantae, Streptophyta, Charophyceae, Charales, Characeae. The record is from the annotation of a GenBank genome assembly.
UCGUAGAUAGGGAGAUUGUCCACGCCAUAGAAAUCAUUCCAGGGAGUAAGACCCCAAGGUGAAGGAUCUAUAGGAUGGCUCCGGCUGAGUUGGACGAACUCCGGCGACAACUGAAAGAGCUGACAGAAAAGGGUUGGAUACGGCCUAGUACUUCCCCCUUCGGAUCUCCAGUGUUGUUUGUACCGAAGAAGGGGGGAUCGUUGAGGAUGUGCAUUGAUUACAGAGGCCUCAAUGCCAUCACAGUGAAGAACGCAGAGCCUCUACCUCGCAUAGACGACCUAUUGGAUAGGGUGCAGGGGUUGCUGGCUCAGGAGGAUGGGAAAAAGUUGAGACCGAUUGAGUAUAUGAGCAAGAAAAUGCCAUCAAAGAAACCGGCAAAGUCCACCUACGAAAGGGAGCUCUAUGCUCUCUAUAAGGCACUUGUCCAUUGGAGGCACUUUCUGUUGGGGCGGUUUUUCCAUUUGAGAACUGACCAUCAGACCCUCAAAUGGAGCAAGACUCAACCUGCUCUUUCUGAUGCACUCAAGCGAUGGAUUGAAGUCAUAGAUGAGUAUAACUUCAAGCUAGAGUAUCUGAAGGGAGAGUACAACAAGGUUGCGGAUGCGCUGUCACGUAGGGCAGACUACCUAGGGGCGCUAGUUUAUGAAUUUGGUGUAUCUGAGGAAGUAACUCAAUCGCUGGUGGGAGCCUAUCUGGAAGACCCUGUCACGAUGGACAUCAUCCGCAAGCUGAGGGCUAAAGACAAGGCCACUGAAGAUGAGUUUGUGAUGGUGGAUGGGUUGCUCUUUCUGAGAAAGGCUGGGAUUGAGAGAUUAGUUGUUCCAUCUAGUGAAAAUUUGCGUAGUUUAUUUCUAGGUGAAUAUCAUGAUGCAACUGGACAUUUUGGCUAUAAAGAAACAAGGGUCAAUCUAGUACAGCGAUUUUGGUGGCCCGGAAUGCUAGAUGACGCAAAGAAAUAUGUGGAGACCUGUCACGUCUGUCAUCGGGACAAGCCGCGAACUCAAGCACCGCUUGGGCUGCUGAAGCCCUUGCCUAUUCCCGCUGGUCCGGGGCAGAGUGUUUCGAUGGAUUUCAUGGACACCUUGGUGACCAGCAGGAGUGGCAAGAGGCACAUCUUUAUCAUCAUAGACCGAUUCACCAAGUAUGCUAGACUGAUUGCCAUGCCAGAGACUGCCAGGACUGAGCACGUCAUCAAGUUGUUUUCGGACAACUGGGUGCGUGAUUUUGGACUGCCAAAGUCAAUCAUUAGUGACAGAGAUGUCCGUUUCACAAGUGAGUUAUGGAAGAAGACUGUUGAGCAAAUGGGCAGUCAACUUCAGAUGACUUCUGGGAAUCAUCCCGAAGCCGAUGGACAAGCCGAACAGAUGAACAGAGUUGUGCAACAUCUGCUGAGGCACUACAUCAAGCCCAACCAGGACGACUGGGAUGAGAAAUUGCCUCUCAUUGCCAGUUUGUACAACAACGUUGUACAGAGCAAUAUCGGCGUCGGUCCUAACCAGCUGCACUUGGGAUGGAAGCCUAGACCAGCGCUGGACUUCCUCAUGCCUGAAAACCGACCCUCUGCAACUCCGGGCACACUUGAGUAUGGUGUGCAGUAUGAGAAGUUGCUGCAGCAAGUUGUCGAGCACAUCAGGAAAUCUCAGGAAGCAAUGAUUGCUUUUGAGAACAAACAUCGUCGACAGUCCACAUUUCAGGCAACCUGUAGUGCCUUGAUUGAUUGCAGAGCGUCUCGCAACUUUAUGAGCCAAGCCUUUAUGGCCCGCGCAGGUCUUGGCCCGCGCGUUCGAAGGAAGACGCAACCUACGCAAGUUACACUUGCGGACGGCCGCACGCAAAAGUCAAUUAACCGAUGCGUUGACGACGUUCCGGUCUACUUUGCGGCACUUGCGUGCGAGCCAGUGUCUUUUGACAUCCUCGACACCAAGUUCGACAUGAUUCUAGGCAUGUCUUGGUUGAGUAGCGCCGAUCAUCCGGUGAACUUCCAUGACCGAACCGUUCACAUCCGUGAUCGGAACGGAGUGUUAGUCCCAUGUACCGUCGCGACCCCUCACACUUCGAUUGCUUGUCACGUGGUUUCCGUUGCGAGAAUUCGCGACGCCAUUGCUCGGAAUGACGUCGAGGAGAUGGGCCUUGUAUUCUUGCAUGCUCUCCCCUCGCCGGACGGACCAGCCGCGUCACCGCCGGACCCACACAUUUCUCACCUCUUGGACGAGUAUAGAGACGUCUUUGAGGCCCCCACCGGAACGGUUCCGGAUCGGCCCAUACGUCACGGGAUCACUCUCGAAGCUGGCGCCAUCCCUCCGCGUGGAUGUAUCUACCGCAUGAGCGAAGAGGAACUCGAGGUGCUUCGCGCACAACUCGAUGAUCUUCUCGACAAGGGCUGGAUUCGCCCUAGUUGCUCGCCAUACGGUGCACCUGUUCUCUUCGUCCGGAAGAARAACAAAGAUCUACGGUUAUGCAUCGACUAUCGGAAACUUAACGCACAAACCGUAAAGAACGCCGACCCUCUCCCUCGGAUUGAUGAUCUCCUUGAGCGGUUAGGCGGCGCGACGUACUUCUCGAAGUUGGAUUUGAAGUCAGGUUACCUUCAGAUUGAAAUCCAACCUCAAGACCGGUACAAGACCGCGUUCAAGACGCGGUAUGGGCAUUUUGAGUGGGUUGUCACGCCAUUUGGCCUCACCAAUGCCCCCGCUACGUUUCAAGCAGCAAUGACGACUGAGUUUCGCGACUUGCUUGAUCGCAGCGUCCUUAUUUACCUUGAUGAUAUUUUGGUCUACAGCAGGACGUUGGACGAGCAUAUCAUACACCUUCGCGUUGUCUUGAAUCGUUUGCGACUAGCCAAGUACAAAGCGAAUCUCGACAAAUGCGAAUUCGCCAAGCAAGAGCUUGAGUACUCGGGCCAUUUUGUCACGCCRAAAGGCAUUCGUCCCUUAGCGGACAAGAUCCAAGCCAUCGUGGAUUGGCCGGAACCCCUUGGACACCGGUUACAUCUGGACUCUGUUAUCUCCGACAUUGGUGACCUUUGGUCCUCGACAUUUUGAUMUUGYUAUAUGACAUUCUGGACUACCAUUUCAGAGACCUAUCAGACUCUAUCUUUGUGACCUAUCGGUGUGAUCUACCUCCCACCUCCUUCGUCUCUCCUCCCACCUUUCAUCUGUGUAUGUGUGUACGGGAUCUGGGWAUCGUCUAUGAAUGACCCAGACCCCACCAUCUCAUGAUUGUACGUGUGCGGAGUGAUGCCAUGUAAGUCAGUUGGUGUGAGUCGGUCUAUGUGAGUCAGUUCAUUAUCAGACUUCCGCUGCAUAAAUGCU